Messenger RNA from Pimephales promelas (fathead minnow), 1256 nucleotides. It is a transcript of the gene dusp22b, whose product is annotated as dual specificity phosphatase 22b. NCBI's taxonomy places the organism in Eukaryota, Metazoa, Chordata, Actinopteri, Cypriniformes, Leuciscidae. Gene Ontology annotation, cellular component: cytosol. Gene Ontology annotation, biological process: signal transduction; protein dephosphorylation. Gene Ontology annotation, molecular function: protein tyrosine phosphatase activity. The record is from RefSeq and is a predicted model, not a curated record.
CACACAGAUUGGAGUGAGCACGACAAGUUGGAUGUGAGGCUUGUGUUGUGAGCGCUUAUAAUGAUUCAAAACUGUUGAUAUACUGGUACGUUAACGUUACAAAUCUCGUUUAAGCGGACUCCUGAAAUACUAGUAGCCACUGCUAACAAACACCUUGGCAUGGGAAACGGAAUAAAUAAGGUAUAUGGACAUGCUUCCCUCAUCUCCUUCUGUUCUGCCAGACCUGUACUUGGGUAACUUCAAAGAUGCCAGAGACAGGGAGCAGUUAGCGAGAAACAACAUCACGCACAUCCUCUCCAUCCAUGACACCGCCACUCCCAUUUUACAGGAGAUGACUUAUCUUUGCAUCUCAGCAGCAGAUUCGCCCACGCAAAACCUCAUUCAGCAUUUUAAGGAGAGCAUUACGUUCAUCCACAAGUCCCGACUGAAAGGGGAGGGCUGUCUAGUUCACUGUCUUGCUGGCGUGUCACGCAGCGUGACGCUGGUGGUGGCCUACAUCAUGACCGUCACUUCUCUGGGCUGCCAGGACGCUCUGGCCGCGGUGAAGCUGGCGAGACCCUGUGCUUCACCUAAUGUGGGCUUCCAGACGCAGCUGAUGGAGUUCGAGAGCACUCAACUACAGCAGUUCCGAGAGUGGCUGAAGGAGGAGUACAAGGAAAGCCCCCUGAACGACGAGGAGGAGAUCCGCACUCUCCUGGCCCAGACUCCCGAGGAGGACGCCUGACCUCACUCCUCCACACUGCCUCGCUCAUGGGGGUUAUUAUGGCACAGCACUGUUUUACCUAAGGACUCUUUGUGUAAAUAUGCAAGGUUUUAAUGAUUACUACUGAUGUUAAAGCACAUACUGUAAUUAUUCACAGAUAUAUUAUAAAUGUUGAUUUAUACUAUGGUAUCUUACUGACUGUUUGUGUUUUUCCUCUACACUUGCUGGGAAUAUGAGAGGCUGGAUUACCAAAGCUUGCCGUGGCACUGUUUUAACACUGAAGUCAUAUAAGGAGAGAGUAGAAAGAAAUAGUAAUUAAAAAAAAAAAUGUACAGUUGUUAUUAUUAUUUAAUAUCAACGUUACGGGUAAGAUGAGCCUUAUUUUUUUCUCCUGACGGUAUAUGAGACACUCUCAUCUCAGCACUUUUAAUGAAAGGGUAAACAAUAUUUUUAAUUUUGUCAUUUAAUCUGAAUAUCUACAUUUUUGAGAUCUUGUCAGUUGAAACAGUUUUAUGGUGAAUUGAUCUCUGGAAAAUCUAUGCUGUUGUGUGUC